Molecule: messenger RNA, 1749 nt
Organism: Nerophis lumbriciformis (worm pipefish)
Lineage: Eukaryota; Metazoa; Chordata; Actinopteri; Syngnathiformes; Syngnathidae
Source: RefSeq, a predicted model, not a curated record
GAGGAAGACCGCAUGCUAUGGUUGUUCGGAGAUUCUUCGAAUUCACGAUCUUAAAGUCAUAUGAUUCACAGCAAAUAUAGCAACAAAUAUCUCAAUUCGCAUUUUCCAAAGCCACGAAACGUGCAUUGAGUUUGGAGCGAUAUGUGAAGUGAAGAUUGAAGACGUGAUAGAAGAUGGACGACUACUGCUAUGCUAAGAUGGCGACGUCCGCUAAAAGAGAACAUGAAAGAGAAUCAACUUCCAGCAAAUCACCAACGGAGAUAAAGACGAAAGAUGAAGACGUCCAGCAGCUGAUCGGUAAUCCAGAAGAAGUUUCCCCUCAGUUAGGGGGGAGCUCCACUUUGAAGCAGGAGACUCCACAACCACCCUGCAUUAAAAAGGAAGAGGAGGAACUCUGCAUCACUCAGGAGGGAGAGUGUCUUCUAGGACGAGAGGAAGCUGAUUACACCAAGUUUCCACUGAAUAUUCUCUUUGUGAAGACUGAAGAUGAUGAAGAGAAACCACAGGUAGACGACCUCUUAGCCCCACUAUCAGAUAGUGAGGCUGAAGACGAGGUUGAAGAACCUUUGAGCAGAGAUAAAGACUGUGAUGGUGAUAUGAGGACUCACACUGACAACAAACACUCUGAAUGCUCUACAAAGAAGAGAGGUAAAACAUGUUUGAGCUGCUCGGUUUGUGCUGAAACUUUUACUAAAAAGAGCCGUUUGACUCAACACAUGAGAACACACACAGGUGAAAAACCAUUCAGUUGUUCAGUUUGUGGCAAAAGCUUUUCUCGAAAUUAUGGUUUGACUGAACACAUGAGAACACACACAGGUGAAAAAACAUUUAGUUGUUCAGUUUGUGGCAUAAGCUUUUCUCGAAAUAGCAAUUUGACUAAACACAUGAGAACACACACAGGUGAAAAACCAUUUAAUUGUUCAGUUUGUGACAAAAGCUUUCCUCAAAAUAGCUAUUUGACUAAACACAUGAGAACACACACAGGUGAAAAACCCUUUAAAUGUUCAGUUUGUGGCAACAGCUUUUCUCAAAAUAGCAAGUUGACUCAACACAUGAGAACACACACAGGUGAAAAAACAUUUAAUUGUUCAGUUUGUGGCAAAAGUUUUUCUGUUAAGUGCAAUUUGACUGAACACAUGAGAACACACACAGGUGAAAAACCAUUUACUUGUUCAAUUUGUGGCAAAGGCUUUUCUGUUAAGUACAAUUUGACUCAACACAUGAGAACACACACUGGACUAAGACCAUUUAAUUGUUCAGUUUGUGGUAAAAGCUUUCCUCAUAACGGCUCUUUGUGGCGACACAUGAGAACACACGCUGGAGAAAAAAAUGUAGUUUUUCAGUGGGCUGUAAAAGGUUCACACAUAAUACAGAUGCAGUAAAACACAAAAGAGAGAAAAUAACCAAUUAGCUGUUUAGUUUGUGGUAUGUUGCUCAUAUGUGGCGACAUCCACCCUACCCAGGACCUCCUCACUGCUUCUUUCACAAAUAUCUGAGGUAUUCAUACAAACUUGGAUUAGUUGAAGCAUAAUCUUAUCUACUCAUGACCCCAUGUCUUCUCUGUAUCUGAAACCUUCCUGAACAGUAAGAUAGAUGAUGCUUCAAGUGCUUGGUUACUCCUUCUUCAGUCCAGGGACCUGGGGCCUCAUGUGUCAAGUUUGUGCACGCUCAAAAACCUGCACUACACCCUUUUUCACUGCAAAGUUGACAUGUAUCAAAAGCAUAAGUGAUGCUGGGUAACUGUUUGCA